Molecule: messenger RNA, 6045 nt
Organism: Ictalurus furcatus (blue catfish)
Lineage: Eukaryota; Metazoa; Chordata; Actinopteri; Siluriformes; Ictaluridae
Product: N-lysine methyltransferase KMT5A-A-like
Exons: 9
Coding region: 5052-5825 (257 amino acids)
Molecular function (GO): protein binding
Source: RefSeq, a predicted model, not a curated record
UGUGUGUGUGUGUGUGUGUGUGUUGGUUUUUGUGAUUUAUGAGGACAUUUCAUAUGAAUACACGCCACACUACGGGGACAUUUUGGAUUAUGAGGACAGGGCCAGUGUCCUCAUAAUUCGGGCAACGUAGCAGUACUUGUAUAUGUAGUGGGAACUGAAAUCCAAAAUUUCUAUAGAAGUCCCCAUAAUUAACAAUGACCUGACUUUGUGUUAAGCGUGUGUAUGACACAGUGCCCCUGUAGUUGGGUCUGUGUCACUGCACCUGCUCAUGAAUAUUCGUGUGCGUGUGUGGUAUCGCGGCUUUUGAUUGGCUGACUACCAGAUGUCCUCAUAAUUUCGGAAAUGUCCUCAUAAUGUUGGAUUUUGUCAAACCACUGUGUUAAGGCCUGUUCACACCAAGUCUGAUAACUAUCAUGAUAAAGAUCUACUUCUAAAAAUCAUUCUAAGCAUUAAAGAACAGCAGAUUCCACACCACAACUAUAACCAUAAUGGCACAGAGAAACAAUAUCGUUGGAAUCACUUUCAGAACGAUUUUUUCUGCCAAUCAGAAUCAACCAAUCAGAAUAGUUCAAGCAUUUAAAGCAGCAGACAACAUAACUGCAGUGCAUGCUUAGAAUAAACAGGACGAUAUUGUGUGUUGGUGUGGACACUAAUAUAGGUAUCGUUAUAGUAAUCUUUACAGUUAUCGUUCUUGGUGUGAACAGGAUUCUGAUACAGAAUCCUCAGUUAUCCAGAAAACCUCUGGUGUCACAAAUUUACCAUAAUUUUUCAAUUGACUAACAAGUCUCAUCUUUGUUCUAAGACUAUAGAUUUACAAAUAUAGCAUUAAGUAAUGCAUAUAUUUAAAUCCUCUGGCAUAUUUCAAUUUAUAUAAAGCCCAUCCCAGCCUUGUUAUUUUUUGGUCUAUCCUCUUGUCUUGUUAUUUAAAAAAAAAAAUAACAAUAAUUCACUAAUAGUUAAAUAAUAUAAAAACAGCAGUUUGUAUACACACAGAGGGGCUUUGAAACUCUAAAUUACAAUAUUGAUGAAUUAGAUCAAAUACUAAAUUGUGUAGGAUAUCGGAAUCACAUAACAGAAGUGUCAGACAUUCCCAGAAAAGUGUUUCCACCAAACAAGUGUGCCAGUGCAUCAGUAAAUAUCACAACACCCAUCAGUGCUUAAUCUGUAAAUCUGCAGGUCCCAGAACACUAAGAGGAUAGUGAUGUGUGUAUAUAUACAGUAUCUCACAAAAGUGAGUACACCCCUCAAAUUUUUGUAAAUAUUUGAUGAUAUCUUUUCAUGUGACAACACUGAAGAAAUGACACUUUGCUACAGUGUAAAGUAGUGAGUGUACAGCUUGUGUGACAGUGUAAAUUUGCUGUCCCCUGACUUGUUAGUGUUACAAGGUCUCAGGUGUGAAUGGGGAGCAGGUGUGUUAAAUUUGGUGUCAUCGCUCUCACACUCCCUCAUACUGGUCACUGGAAGUUCAACAUGGCACCUCAUGGCAAAGAACUCUCUGAGGAUCUGAAAAAAAGAAUUGUUGCUCUACAUAAAGAUGGCCUAGGCUAUAAGAAGAUUGCCAAGACCCUGACACUGAGCUGCAGCACGGUGGCCAAGACCAUACAGCGUUUUAACAGGACAGGUUCCACUCAGAACAGGCCUCACCAUGGUCCACCAAAGAAGUUGAGUGCACAUGCUCAGCAUCAUAUCUAGAGGUUGUCUUUGGGAAAUAGACGUAUUAGUGCUGCCAGCAUUGCUGCAGAGGUUGAAGGGGUGGGGGGUCAGCCUGUCAGUGCUCAGACCAUACGCCGCACACUGCAUCAAAUUGAUCUGCAUGUCUGUCGUCCCAGAAGGAAGCCUCUUCUAAAGAUGAUGCACAAGAAAGCCCGCAAACAGUUUGCUGAAGACAAGCAGACUAAGGACAUGGAUUACUGGAACCAUGUCCUGUGGUCUGAUGAGACCAAGAUAAACUUAUUUGGUUCAGAUGGUGUCAAGCGUGUGUGGCGGUGGGAGUGUCAUGGUCUGGGGCUGCAUGAGUGCUGCCGGCACUGGGGAGCUACAGUUCACUGAGGGAACCAUGAAUGCCAACAUGUACUGUGACAUACUGAAGCAGAGCAUGAUCAGUAUGCAGUAUUCCAGCAUGAUAACUACCCCAAACACACCUCCAAGACGACCACUGCCUUGCUAAAGAAGCUGAGGGUGAAGGUGAUGGACUGGCCAAGCAUGUCUCCAUACCUAAACCCUAUUGAGCAUCUGUGGGGCAUCCUCAAACGGAAGGUGGAGGAGCACAAGGUCUCUAACAUCCACCAGCUCCGUGAUGUGGUCAUGGAGCAGUGGAAGAGGACUCCAGUGGAACCUGUGAAGCUCUGGUGAACUCCAUGCCCAAGAGGGUUUAGGCAGUGCUGGAAAAUAAUGGUGGCCACACAAAACAUUGACACUUUGGGCCCAAUAUGGACAUUUUCACUUAGGGGUGUACUCACUUUUGUUGCCAGCGGUUUAGACAUUAAUGGCUGUGUUGAGUUAUUUUGAGGGGACAGCAAAUUUACACUGUUACACAAGCUGUACACUCACUACUUUACAUUGUAGCAAAGUGUCAUUUCUUCAGUGUUGUCACGAUAAAAGAUAUAAUCAAAUAUUUACAAAAAUAUGAGGGGUGUACUCACUUUUGUGAGAUACUGUAUAUAUAUAUAUAUAUAUCUUAUAUAGCGUGGGUGUGAGUGCUGUGAAUUGGAUGCAGGAGUGCAUGAUUAGAAUGAGGGUGAGUGUUCUGGGAAUUGCGGUCCAUGGCAGCCCUGUUUGUAGGCAGCAGUACAGUAUGGGAAAUGUAAUCACUUGUGAUAUGACAUUAACUAGUCAUUUAGUUAUGUACAUUAAUAAGCUGAUUGUAUUAUUGUAUAUUAGACACUAGCUGUGAUUGUGCCAAUGCCCAAAACCCAGCCCAUGCUGUCUAAAUGCUUACAGACCUGUUGCUUUGACAUUUGUUAUCAUUAAAAUCUUUUAAUCUAUGGUAUGUAACCGUCUUUUCAGUACUGUCGACUUGCAUGCAGAGCAUAGAGGUCUGUUGAUGAUGCAGUUUCAUUGGGUCUACACUGUAUGUUUCAAUACCUAGACGCAUCUGGCACCUAAGGGGUCUGUUUGUUGAUUACAAUUCUGCUUUGAACACUGUUCUCCCGUUCAGGCUGUAUGGCAUAUUAUUUCAUAUAGAAGUUAAAAGUAGCCCUGUCAAUGCAUACUUGACUUUUUGUUGGGAAGGAUGCAGGUAGUCAAACGUAAAAACAAGCACUGUAAUCCCUUGACCAUUAGCACUUGCUCAUCAUGUCUGUAUUACUGUACACAAAUGACUGCAAUUCCCACUCGCAGUCUGUAAGGAUGUUUCAAUUUUCUGAUAACUCCACAAUAAUGGCUUUGAUUUCUUACAAAGGUAGAAUAGCUAAUGGAAGUGAGAUCUCAUUUUUGGUGAACUGGUAUGAGGCAAACAACCUGGAAUUGAUUGUUUCCCAAACCAAGGAAACAUUAGUAGACUUUUACAGGAGCUGUGGGGUCCACCUACACUUGGUUAUCAACAACACUGAAAUGCGACAGCCAGAAAUUCCUGCGAGUGACCAUCUCCUCCACAUUCAGAUGGGGGGAAAACACCAGUACUAAAGGACCCUUCUCAUCCAGCUACUAACCUUUUAAUGCCCUUCCUUUUCACAAACGUUUAAGAAGCAUUGAAACUAGAACAUCCACACUUUAGAACAGCGCAUAUCCUGGAGCUGUCAGUCUCCUUCACACUCAAAACUUAGCAAUACAGGCCACUCAGUAGGGUUAAUAAUUGUCUAAUGACUGAAAUGUUUUUAAAGUAUUUGAAUCAAUUUAUCAGUGGAUUGUUCUAAUUUCAACCACUUGUAUUUGCUAUUAUUUUCCUUAUAGCUUCUGGUGUUCUAUCUAUGGCCUUCAUUUGUGUUUGAUUUUAUUCUACAUAUUUGCUUUCAUUAUUAUUUUAUGGGUUGGAUCUGUUUCAUACUUUUUAAUGUAUUGUGCUGAGUGGUUCUGUUAGUUUAAUUGAGCUCACAAACACAAAUUUUCGCGAAACUACCCAAGGUAGACGUCACCAGAAAAGCUUAGGCCGAAAAGGAAGUAAAAAUGGCGCAAUUUGGACACAAACGGAAAUAUAAUACAAGCUUUUGUUUACCACACCAUAUUUAAAGGUAAACAAAACACUGUCCUCUUAAAGCGGAGAGAAAAAGAAGAGAGACCUUGUUGAGAGUUGUGUUUUCAUGGCUGGUGUCCACCUGAGUUUAUGCCAUUCGCCAUAUCACUUUUUCAAUUAUGUACGACUCGCAUUGACAGGGGAAUAUCCAAUUUGUCUGUUUACAUAGCAGACGCAAAUGCACAUAUCUAAUUCAUAUCAGAUUUAUUUCCAAAUAUGAAUGAGGCCUGAAACGGAUCUGAGAAUAUUGGAAUCCUUGUGCUUUUUCCUGUUUACACGCUCAUGGGUCAUAUCUAAUCUGUGCCACAUGGAAGGAAAACAUUGGAAUUGGGUCACCUGAGCCAUGUAAUGUAAAUGCAGCCUUAAACUCAGGCGGACCUGGUACCGAGUCCAAAUGACGUAAUUGCACAUCCCCUUUUAAUGUUUAAAACCCACAGCGUACCCAGCUGAUCAUGUUUUAUAUUGUUGUAAAGGUUAGAGUCUCUACUUUUCAUAGAAGUGCUUUAACAUUAAUCUCUUUCUCAUUAAUCAUAACACAAAACAACAUUUUAGGCUUAUAAGCUUCACAUCCACCUAAAAUUAUGGAUAUGUGUAGAGAUAUGUUCGUAGAAACCAUAUAUCUUUCAGUCUUUUUUCACUACAGAAUAGUAAAUAGAUGUUUUUAUGCGCAUCAUGAAUCAUCUAUUUUACCUUUCUGUGCAAAGAAAUUUUAAAAUAAAAAAUUUACAUUGCUUGAAAAAAAAAAACUAAAGAGGAUAAAUAAAAUAAAAAGAAAAAACACCACGCCCUUUUUGAUGACCUCUCUCCGACUCGACUCCGCCCACUUCCUGCUGAGAUGAUCACUUGUGGGUAAAGCAUCAAGCUUUAAAGAGUUCAGGAGAUGGCAACAACAAGGUCCCGGAGGGCCAAACUAUCACCGAAGGAUGAAGCUGCAUAUUUUUCAUCCAUGUUUAAAGAUAAGGAUGGAUUUGAUGUAAAAUACAUCAAUUCAGUUAAAGGUCGAGGAGUGUUCAGUUGUUGCCACUUUCAAAAGGGAGAUUUUCUUGUUGAAUAUCGAGGAGAAGUCAUAACUAAACAAGAAUAUGAAAGAAGGCACAGAGUAUACCAUCGUGCGCUUGAAGUUUUUUUGUUUGAAUUUCGUUUUAAUGGAAAACAGUUAUGGGUUGAUGCUGCCAGAGAAGAUGGCUCUUUAGGGCGACUUGUCAACGAUGAUCAUAUGAACCCCAACAGCAAAAUGAAAACGAUCACAGUGGACAGAAAGCCCCAUUUGUGCUUAUUUGCAAUAAAGGACAUCAGUCCUGGGGAAGAGAUUUGCUAUAACUAUGGGGAUUCUGACUGGCCAUGGAGAAGCAAGGUAACUUCAGAGACGCAACAGCAGUCAGAUGCUUUGGUCAGCUGUUUAGCAGCAGAGGAUGGAACAGAGAAGAUUUCAUCUGAGACUGAUCCUCAGCUGAGACUGAAUGACAACACUCAACAGAUUUCAUCUGAGACUGAUCCUCAGCUGAGACUGAAUGACAACGCUCAACAGAUCUCAACAACGUCUGAUCCUCAGCUGACACUUCAUGAUGUUCAACAGGUGACUUCAGGGAUGGGAACAGCAGUCAAAUGCUUUGGUCAGCUGUGCACCAGAGGAUGGAAAAGAGAAGGUAAAUAAUUGUUUGUAUAGUGUAUGUGUGUCUGUAACCUGGAAAGGUAUUGACCCUGAACCUGGAGAGCCACUGUUCUGCAGAGUUUAGAUCCUACCUUAAACACUGCUGCUACAUUUUUCAGUGAUCAGCUCUUGAGAAAUUAUACCAGAUAGAAUAAAAUAUCAUAAAAACAAUCAAUCAGUCACUGCUUAGUAUUAUUUACAGUAUCUCACAAAAGUGAGUACA